UUGAAUUUUACAGGUGCCGGCGCAAGAAAAACUAAAGAGGGCGUCGUGUACAUUGGUGAAGGUGCAUGCGCUGCUCCUGGGUACGCCGCUGAGAAAACGAAGGAGGGAGUCAUUGGAGCCAAAGAUCUCACAUGCGCCGGUGCAAGAAAAACAAAGGAGGGUGUAGUGUACGUUGGCGAAGGCGCAUACGCUGCUACAGGAUACGCCGCCGGGAAAGCAAAAGAGGGACUGGUUGGUGCAAAGGAUCUCACUGAUAAAGAAAAUAAAGGGGAAAAAGAAAAGGAAAAAGAGAAGGAAGCGUAG
Messenger RNA from Gongylonema pulchrum, 303 nucleotides. The record is from the annotation of a GenBank genome assembly. NCBI's taxonomy places the organism in Eukaryota, Metazoa, Nematoda, Chromadorea, Rhabditida, Gongylonematidae.